This is a messenger RNA of Lemur catta (Ring-tailed lemur), 1730 nucleotides long. RefSeq names its product 1-aminocyclopropane-1-carboxylate synthase homolog (inactive) like (gene ACCSL). Gene Ontology annotation, molecular function: transaminase activity; pyridoxal phosphate binding. The transcript has 14 exons. NCBI's taxonomy places the organism in Eukaryota, Metazoa, Chordata, Mammalia, Primates, Lemuridae. The record is from RefSeq and is a predicted model, not a curated record. Gene Ontology annotation, biological process: biosynthetic process; amino acid metabolic process. The coding region runs from base 1 to 1713 and encodes 570 amino acids.
AUGAGUCUCCGGUCAGAUGCCUUCCCCGUGCCCUGUGGCCAGAAGCCAGGCCAGGUCUCCAAGGACCAGAGCUUCUGCACUCAGGUACUGGAGAUGGUGCUGCACUUGCAACGGCGCAUAGAUGAGCACUUCCUCCUGCUGACCACAACGAGGCAGAGCCUACAACUGGAAGAACAGAAGCACGCUCAGUCUAUCCGUGUGCAGGAAGUUCUCCUGGACCACUUAAUACACCAGAUGGUCAGCUUCCUAGAGUCUGGGGCCACGAGUGGCCUGGAGCACCAAGUUUCUCUCCUUUCCCUGGAGUCUAGCAGUGAUGUCAGAAGUGCACAGAGGGCCCAGUCAUCCAGACAUCCUGGCCAGCUAAUUCCCAAGUGGACUGACUUUGAACCUGCCUUUGUCAGCCACGACCUGUCCAACCGUGGGUCUGAUAUCUCUGUCUUAUACCACUCCAGCUUCCAGGACUACAAUGCCUACCAAGGAGACAAGUACCAUGAGGACAAGAACACCUUGGGCUUCAUUAACCUUGGCACCAGUGAGAACAAGCUUUGCAUUGAUCUGAUCAUUGAAAGGUUGUGUCGGAGUGACAUGAACCACAUUGAUGAAGUCCUGCUGCAGUACUCUGAUUGGAGAGGGCAGCCGUUCCUGCGGGAAGAAGUGGCCCGGUUCCUGACCUACUACUGCAAGGCACCUGCCCGACUUGAUCCAGAAAAUGUGGUGGUUCUAAAUGGCUGCUGCUCUGUCUUCUCCGCGCUGGCCAUGGUUCUGUGUGAUCCUGGUGAGGCCUUUCUGGUCCCUACUCCCUUCUAUGGUGGCUUUGCCUUUAGCUCCCGCCUGUAUGCGAAAGUCGAGCUGGUUCCCGUUUACCUGGAGAGUGAGAUCACUGGGACAAACACCUGUCCUUUCCAGCUCACUGUGGACAAACUGGAGGACACCCUACUUCAAGCUAGACUUAUGGAGAAAAAGGUCAGAGGCCUUGUGCUGACCAACCCUCAGAAUCCUCUGGGUGACGUCUACUCCCAAGACUCACUGAAGGAAUACCUGGAAUUUGCCAAGAGAAAUGACCUACAUGUGAUCAUAGAUGAGAUUUACAUGCUGUCUGUGUUUGAUGAAUCUAUCACAUUCCACAGUGUUCUGAGCAUGGAAAGUCUGCCUGAUCCCAACAGGACCCAUGUGAUCUGGGGUACCAGUAAGGAUUUUGGCAUCUCUGGCUUCCGCUUUGGUGCUCUCUACACCCACAACAAGGAGGUGGCCUCUGCUGUGGGCUCCUUUGGCUACCUCCAUGGUAUCUCUGGCAUCACCCAGCACAAAUUGUGUCAGCUGCUCCAGGACAGAGAAUGGAUUGACACAGUAUACCUGCCCACAAACCACUUCCGGCUCCGGAAGGCUCACGCGUACAUCACUAACAAGCUGCAGAGCUUAGAGAUCCCCUUUCUCUGUCGUGGAUCUGGCCUCUAUGUCUGGAUCAACUUGAAAAAGUACCUGGAGCCAUGUACGUUUGAGGAAGAAUGGCUUCUCCAUCGCCGCUUCCUGGACAACAAGCUGAUGCUGUCCUGUGGCAAAAACUAUAUGUGUAAGGAGCCUGGCUGGUUCUGCCUCAUCUUUGCAGAGAGGCCCCUCCGGCUAAAACUAGCCAUGCUUCGUUUCUGUCGGGUGCUAGAGGAGCAGAAGCAGGAGUGGAUAGAGAAGCAACUGGCAGAUGCAAUGAAGGAGUAGGCCAUCUGCCAUCCCAA